Messenger RNA from Ananas comosus (pineapple), 1829 nucleotides. RefSeq names its product transcription factor RF2b. Lineage: Eukaryota; Viridiplantae; Streptophyta; Magnoliopsida; Poales; Bromeliaceae. The record is from RefSeq and is a predicted model, not a curated record. Gene Ontology annotation, molecular function: DNA-binding transcription factor activity. Gene Ontology annotation, cellular component: nucleus. Bases 218 to 1435 code for a protein of 405 amino acids. The transcript is spliced from 4 exons. Gene Ontology annotation, biological process: regulation of DNA-templated transcription.
CAUAUGUGGUGUUCCCCUGCGGGGGCCUCACAUGGGGUCCGUCCCGGCCCUCCGCUCAGAUCCCUCGCUUUCUUAAAAGGGUUUUCUCCUCCCUCGCUCUCGCUCUCUCUCUCGCUCUCGCUCUCUCUCUCUCUCUCGCUCUCGCUCUCUCUCUCUUCUGUCGAAAGCUUCGAAAAAGGAGGCGAAGACGAACGAAGUAGACGAAGGAAGACGCUCGAUGCAACCCCACCCCACGGAUCCACCCCAACCCCCGAGCCGUAACCCUAACCCUAACCAUAACCCCUCCCUCCCCUUCCCCUUCCCGCACAAUGCGCCGGCGCCGCUGCCGACGGUGGCGCCCGGAGCUCCCGGGAUGUUCCACAGCCUUAACCCCGCGCAUUGCGCGCCAAUGCGCGGGAGCAGCCACCGGAGGGCCAGAUCUGAGCUACCGUUCCGGAUCCCGGGCGAUUUGGAUCUGAGCUCGGGGGAUCCCAUGUCGACGGGGAGCUUGGAGGAGAUGGGAUCCGAGGACGACCUCUUUUGCACGUUCAUGGACAUCGAGAAGAUCGGGGGUAAGCUCGAGGGGAGCGGGUCGGGAUCGGAGGGCGGGGUUUGCCGGGAUCGGACUGCGGAGAGCUCGGGGCGAGCGGAGGAUCAGACACCUGGUAAUGCGGCGGCGGCGGGGGCGGCGGGGGCGGCGGCGCCGUCUAGGCCCAAGCAUCGGCACAGCAGCUCCAUCGACGGGGCGUCGAUGAUGUCGUCGGCGACGACGAGGGCGGAGGGAGUGUUCGGCGAUGUGAUGGAGGCAAAGAAGGCGAUGACGGCAGACCAGCUCGCGGAGCUCGCGGCGAUAGAUCCGAAACGCGCGAAGAGAAUUUUGGCCAAUCGGCAAUCUGCAGCUCGAUCAAAAGAAAGAAAGGCUCGUUAUAUAUCAGAACUAGAGAGGAAAGUUCAAACCCUUCAAACGGAAGCUACAACUCUCUCUGCACAACUUACAUUAUUCCAGAGAGACACAACUGGGCUUUCAGCAGAAAAUGCAGAGCUUAAACUACGUUUACAAGCUAUGGAACAGCAAGCUCAAUUGCGUGAUGCACUAAAUGAGGCACUAAAGCAUGAAGUCGAGAGGCUCAAGAUCGCGACAGGGGAGAUCACAAGCCUGGGUGAGACCUAUAACAUGGGACUGCAGCACAUCUCGUAUAAUAACCCCUCCUUCUUCACGCUUGCCCAGCCCCAGCCUGUCCAGCAUCAAGGUGUCCAUCUCCAGCCCCAAUUUAACCAAUCUCAUUCCAACAAUUCACCCAAUCACCAAAUGCUCCCCCAUCCUAAUACCCUUCCCGAUAUUAUGCAGCAAGACCCCCUCGGAAGACUUCAGGGUUUAGAAAUCAGUAAGGGUUCUUUAGUCGUGAAAUCGGAGAGCCCCUCGAUCUCUGCAAGUGAAAGCAGCAGCACUUUCUAACAGGCCUAAUAAAAAAAAAAACAAAAAACAAAAACAAAAAUGUUUCUCGUUAGAUUUCUCUGUCCAUAGGCUGACAUCACUGUGCUGCUUUUAAUGCGCGUGCUUAUUUAUUCAUUCGAUUUGUUUUGUGUGGGGGGAAAUUGUUCCUUUUGUAAUCUUGGCGGUGGUUGUUUCUUUCUCUUUCGUAGACAUUCUUGAAUUUAUUGUUGUUGUAAUGUUGCGGACUCGUUCGGUUGUGUUUCUUUUGAGUCCUUUCCUGGGAUUUGUGAUGUUGAAAUUAGAGGGUCUGGGGGUGAUUGUUUCUCUUUAAGUUUAUGUAUUCUUUGGAUUUGUACUCAUUUAUUAUCUGUUUUCUCUUUGGGUAACAGUUAUAUGCUCUGUAUUUACCUUGAAA